Messenger RNA from Entrophospora candida, 486 nucleotides. The record is from the annotation of a GenBank genome assembly. Lineage: Eukaryota; Fungi; Glomeromycota; Glomeromycetes; Entrophosporales; Entrophosporaceae.
AAUUCGGAUUAGCAUCAAUGGGUGGAUUAGGUCAUAUAGUUACGGGAUUGUCACAAGCUCAAACUGCUAAUAGUGCAUUAGAAGUGAAUGUAAUCAUGCCUUACUAUUCUUUCUUGAAGUCACACCAUGACAUUCAUAGUUUUGCUCAAAUGUCAAUUGAUAUUCAAGAUAAAUAUGGGAAUUCAGAACAGGUGGUGUUUACAGUAUAUCAAUUUUUUUGGAAUGUAACUCAAGAUGAUGAUGUAUUGAAUGAUGAACCACCACCAGAGCCAAAAGCUAUGAGGGUUUUUGCGAUAGGUCAUAGUAAAGAUGCAGCACCUUUUAAUUUAGCCUUUAAAUCAAAAAGAGUCACUGAUAUAUAUUCAUCACUGCCAAGUGUACCUCGAGAUUGGAGGGAUUUGUAUUUUUGCAAAGCUGUAGCUGAAUUAAUAGCAUAUAUAACCAAUAUUGUUGAUACUCCUUUAUUUGAUACUCAAGAAGAACAUG